Molecule: messenger RNA, 1769 nt
Organism: Rana temporaria (common frog)
Lineage: Eukaryota; Metazoa; Chordata; Amphibia; Anura; Ranidae
Gene: PP2D1
Product: protein phosphatase 2C like domain containing 1
Exons: 3
Coding region: 38-1738 (566 amino acids)
Biological process (GO): protein dephosphorylation
Molecular function (GO): protein serine/threonine phosphatase activity
Source: RefSeq, a predicted model, not a curated record
GCUAUGGGAGAACUGGGUGCAGACAAGUCAUGAUUACAUGCUGCGUAUUUACUACCUAUCUGAGGGGCCUGUACAACUAAUGAAGAACUCACGCUUGCCAACUAUUGUAGAAACAUUAAACACUGAAGUACAGAAUGUAGACGAUAAAGAAGAGCAAAGGUCUCAUAUUAACGAUUUAUGGUUCACUUGCUGUAUAUGCCAAGAACACAUCAAUCCGUGUAACGUUUUACGCCACAAACAACACCACAAAGCUUGUUCUUUACUGGGCUAUAAAACAGGCGACAAUCCAUCAGUUCUUCCCAGCCUCGUCGUUCAAAAAGAACAAAAAAUAUCUUGUAUAAAAGCAUCUUCGGAAUACAGACGGAGAGAAUGCCAGAAGAUCAAUCACUCUUAUGAAAUUUUAAAAGAAAAAUUGCUUUUCUUAACCCCCAAUAUUAAUAAAAUGAACACGCCUACUGAAGCCAUUGAUCAAGUUAAUAAUUUGGAUAUAAAAAAUGAUAUAGUAAGAUCUAUUGCCGUUUGCUCUGAGAGAAAUGCAUCUUGGCAAAGUGACAUGGAAGACUCAUUUGCCAUUCUUAAUAACUAUGGGCAAAGACAAAAUACCUGUUUUGUUGGCAUUUUUGAUGGAUAUCAUGGAAAAUCAUCAGCAUGUGCUGCAGCAUCGGAGCUUCCUAUUUUAUUAUUAGAUCAUAUGUCACGGGUAGACGCAUCAUAUAAACUGACUGGAGAAGAAAAGGUCUUUGUUAGUUCUUUUGAUACAGUCUUUAAGGAGGACUACAAGGAAACAGAGGACAGUUUCACAAUAGGCAAUAGAAGAGACGCAAAGGACGUUAAUAUUGAAGGCAUACAUAUAGCACAUGCUAAAGCUUUCUGGCGCAUGGAUAGAAUGUUGCAGUUAGGAAGAGGAGAGAAUUCAAAGUCACGGUGGAGUGGGUGCGCUGUCGUGACCUGUCUACUGGAUGGAUUUACCAAUGACAAUACAGAAGCCAUGCAUAUGCCCACAGAACACAAAAGAAGGCUUGGUGUGAUUCAUAUAGCUAAUGUUGGAAACCUUAAGGCAGUUUUAUGUAGAAAUGGAAAAAGUUACUGCCUUACGAGAGAUCAUAGCACUGGCAAUCCUCUAGAAAUGCAACGAGUUCUGGAACGUGGUGGAUCUGUCAGUGCCAAUGAAGACUGUGGUUUAAUCGAAGGAUGCAGCAGAAUAACCAGAGGACUUGGUUUCCAUGGCGAUCCCAAACUUAAGGCUUCAGUCAUCCCCACACCUCAUACGAUUUCCAUUCCAGUAUAUGGCACAUGCCAGUUUCUCAUUCUUGCAUCAAGUGGCUUAUGGGAGGUCUUUAGUGAUUGUGAAGUUGUCACAAUGGUACAGGACCUACUAGCAGCAUUUUCAGGAUGCACACCUAGUGCCAGAUCAAAAGAUUUUAACAGUGAACUCAACCUUCAGGAACAUAACAUGCAAGAGAACCACAAUAAUGUAGAGACAUCUGAAUAUCUUGCAGAUAAUGAUGGGGACGAUGAUAAAAAGUCAGAAAUGCUGAACAGUAUUACGGAUUGCCAAAGAACAGACAUGUCUAGCAAUUCUAAUAUACACAACACAGAUGAAAAUCAUGGUGAGACUACAGCUUAUGUUUGCCAUCAGAUAAUAAAGACUGCUAUAUUAGCAGGAUCUCAGCAAAAUAUUACAAUAUGUCUCAUACUCCUACCUGGAUGGGAUAAAGCUACAUUUUCUGAUCUCUGAAUCAAUGUUAUUAAAGUUGUAGUUUAAUCUG